This is a messenger RNA of Abrus precatorius (Indian licorice), 3065 nucleotides long. Its product is annotated as DEAD-box ATP-dependent RNA helicase 39. The coding region runs from base 110 to 1948 and encodes 612 amino acids. Lineage: Eukaryota; Viridiplantae; Streptophyta; Magnoliopsida; Fabales; Fabaceae. The transcript is spliced from 9 exons. Gene Ontology annotation, molecular function: nucleic acid binding; ATP binding; RNA helicase activity. The record is from RefSeq and is a predicted model, not a curated record.
UUUUGUUUGGUUCGAAACUAUCUAUCCUUCAAAAUAUCAAUAAUACGCUUAGAUCACUCUGCCAUCUCAGAACCUAAAACCCUGAAACGCAACAGCAAGAGCUCCAUCAAUGGCGGGAGCUACAGGAAGAACCCUCUUCACUCUCUCGCUCUCCUCUUCUUCCUCCUUCACACGCCUCUCCCACCUCGCGAGGCAUUUCCCAGUCUCCAACCCCGUCGGCCUUUUCCCACGCUUCAGGCCUCUCUGCUCCGUCACCGCGGCACCUGAAACCACAGACCCUACCCAAUUGAAGCACUCUAUACUCCUUGAGAGGCUCAGAAUCAGACACCUCAAGGACACUGCCAAAGCCCCAGAGGAACCCAAAAAGCCCCUGAAGAAGAAGGCAAAGGGUGUUUCUUCGUCUGAUGCAGAUAAUGAGACGAUGGUUAUGAAGAAGAAGUUAGUUGGGAGUUUUGAGGAGUUAGGAGUGAGUGAAGAGGUUAUGGGGGCUGUUAGAGAAAUGGGUAUUGAAGUUCCCACUGAGAUACAGUGUAUUGGUGUCCCUGCUGUGUUGGACGAAAAUAGUGUGGUUUUGGGGUCUCAUACUGGCUCGGGUAAAACCCUCGCCUACUUGCUUCCCCUUGUUCAGUUGCUGAGACGGGAUGAACAAAUGAAUGGAAUACUGUUGAAGCCCCGACGUCCCCGAGCUGUUGUGCUUUGUCCAACAAGGGAGUUGUCUGAGCAGGUUUUUCGAGUAGCAAAAUCGAUAAGUCAUCAUGCACGAUUCAGGUGUACCAUGGUAAGUGGUGGUGGCCGGCUUAGGCCUCAAGAGGAUUCACUUAAUAACCCCAUCGAUAUGGUAGUUGGUACCCCUGGCAGGAUUCUUCAACAUAUUGAAGAUGGCAAUAUGGUAUAUGGUGACAUCAAAUACUUAGUAUUGGAUGAAGCAGACACAAUGUUUGAUCGGGGAUUUGGUCCUGAUAUACGCAAAUUUCUGGGCCCAUUAAAAAAUCGCGCUUCAAAAUCUGAUGGCCUAGGUUUUCAGACUGUCUUGGUUACUGCAACUAUGACAAAGGCUGUGCAAAAGCUGAUUGAUGAAGAGUUUCAAGGCGUUGUACAUCUGCGCACAUCAUCGUUGCAUAAAAAGAUUUCUUCUGCUCGUCAUGAUUUUAUCAAACUUUCAGGUUCUGAGAACAAGCUAGAAGCAUUACUUCAGGUACUAGAGCCAAGCCUGGCAAAGGGGAACAAGGUGAUGGUUUUCUGCAAUACGUUGGAUUCCAGUCGUGCUGUGGAUCAUUUUCUUGGUGAAAAUCAUAUUUCUACUGUGAACUACCAUGGGGAGGUACCAGCAGAGCAAAGGGUUGAAAACCUCAGAAAGUUUAAGAGUGAUGGUGAUGAUUGUCCUACAUUGGUUUGCACGGAUUUGGCUGCUAGGGGUCUGGACUUGGAUGUAGAUCAUGUUGUCAUGUUUGACUUCCCUUUGAACUCUAUUGACUACCUUCACCGCACAGGUAGAACUGCUCGUAUGGGUGCAAAAGGGAAGGUAACAAGUUUGGUUGCUAAAAAGGACUUGGUCUUGGCUACCAAAAUAGAGGAGGCAAUAAGGAAGAAUGAGAGUUUGGAGGCUAUCACAAAAGAAAGUGGCCGAAGGGACGUUGCAAGGACCCAAAUCACUGUGCCAAAGGGAAAGAACAAAAAAAUGGUUAAAGUUUCACAAGUAAAGAACAAAUCUGCUGGCGGUUCAAGGAAAAACGGGUCAAGUAUGAAGCCUGGUAAAGGAUCACCCUCUGUAAAAUCUAUGAAAAAAGGGAUUAGCGUUUCAAAAUCUGUAAAAUUUUCCGGUGCAAGUGGCUUGAGAAAAGAUUCUUUGGAGAACGAACAAACAAGUAAAAGGGUCAGUGCCACCAAAUCUACAAAUUCUAAACUCAGUGUUGUGGGGUUUAGGGGGAGGAAUUCAUCAUCUUUGUGAUAUGGAUUGGGGGUCAUUCAUAUUAUACUGUAUGGGAAAUAAAUGGCUCAGUUUUGUAUUAAUAAAUUUUUUCUGUAGAAAUGGUAUAAUUUACAGUUUUUCAAGGCAUUGCUUGAUUUAUACAGGAAAAAGAUAGGAUGAAAAAGAUAAUCGCGAACUUUAGAUCCAUGCUUUUGUUUCCAAAAUCAAAGGACACUAGUUUAUUAUAGUUACAGUACAGGAGUUUCAUGUAAGGAUACAAAAGGGACAGUUUACAUAUUAACAGUGCAUAGCUUUGGUUUUGUUUGGUGGUUUUAUGCAACGGCCUAUUCUCGCUGCCGAAACUGAGAUUCUACGUGGCCAUCUAGAAAUAGAGGGGUAAAGAUGGAAUUUUAUAUUCUGCUUCUGCAAAUGAAGGUUGUGGGUUUCUUAAAAUCCUUAUUUCCAGGUUAGUAAUGAACGAGAAUUUUUAGCAGGAUUUACUAUAUUGCCAUUGGAAUCAUAUAUGAUGACACCGGAAAAAUCAGGGAGCUGGCACUUUCCACCCAUCAGUAUGUUCUUCUGCCAAAGUGAAGCCUCUUCUUGUGGUUCACUGCCACUAAUCACAGGUUCAUUGUUGAGCUCAAUUACUGGUUCUUCGCCAAAGGCAUCAUAGCAAGAGACCCACUGACGCCAUUUGCGUGAAUGAGAAGCACACAUAAGCAGUGCAAUUGCACACAGCAUUAGGGUCAUAACUGCAAGGCCAAUAUGUGAAGUGCUUGGUAGAGGGUGGAUCACUAGAAGUGGACGAGCCAUAGGAGAGUGAUAUAUGAAAAUGGGAUAUGAAAAAUUGAAGUGUUUACAUAUAUGAUGAUUAUACAUAUAUAAUGUUAUGCUUUGCAAUUCUUAACUAGAAAGUGUAUAUGGUCUUUAAGGAUUUGUUAACACUUGCUUGUGGCGUUUUAUGCUGCAGAUCGUGCUGGUUUUGGUAUUCCUUGACCAAAGGAAAGUAGGGAGUGUAGUGGUUUAGUUCAAAUAUUCUUCUGUGAAAUAUUGGGUGCUAAUCCUCUACAAAGAAUUAAAAAUCUUCCACCCGAAAUGAAACAUGUUAAAGGCCCAAAUUUUCAAAAUAUAAAUUCAUGAAUCACUAAAUCAUUUG